CACUUUCACUUACUUGCAUGAAACAAUACCUUUUACUGCCGGUUACGUGUUAGAGCCAUUCAAGUUUUCUUCGAUGCCUCACUUUAAUCGUGCAUCCCCUUCUAUACUUGUAAGAGUUUCACGAACAAAAUUCAAAUUUUAAACAACGAACCGCCGAACGUGUCAUAAACGUGACGGUUCGAUUAAUUCGCGCUGGUUGCGCAACAAUUAAAAAAUUCUUUGACGAUUGAUUCCGCUACAAUGCCUGUACAAAAUUAGCUCCUUUAACAAUUACAACAUAUAUAUAUUACAGAACUUCGUAAAAACAAGUGGUUAACAACUAUUUGAACUGCCUGCGCAGAUGACCUGCGCAGUAAACGAAACUGCAUACAACUCCCGAUGGAUGAUACUCAUUCGGUACUGACAGUUAACGGAUAGCAUUUGCAGGCGUUACGUUUAUUUUCAAUUUCGCUUUAAUACUAUUCUUGUGGACAUUAACAUAAAAGAUAUUUCCCAUACAAACUUUAUAUUUUGUACCUUGAUUUCUCUUUUAACUUUCUUUUUUCAAAUGAGGAGAUUUGAAUACGUUUAAAAGUCUACAAGCAGUUAAUACUUGUAAGUGACAAAUAUUUUGUCAUUUCAAUAAAACUGAAACUGACAAACCAUUUCAGAAGCACAUGCGCGUUAUUACAAACUGUUUAAGCAAUUUCAAAUUGUCAUCUAGUAUAAGACGUAGUUUAUAAGUGAAAUUACAAAUGUUAAAAAAUGCAAUGUGAGAUUCAAUUCGAAGAAAUUGGAUGCAUAAAUAAGGUAACGUUAAAUAACCGUAAAACAUUUAUCGCCAGUUAGAAUCAAUUCGUUAAUAGAACUUGAAAAUAAUAAAUUGAAUUUAGUUUAUUGAUUUCAAACAAAAAUUUCUGUUGUAAAAUAAGUACGAAAUGAAUUCGUAUUCACGAAAUUAAUUACGAGUAUUUCUAUCUGAUACCGUAUUACGAAAUCGAUAUUGAUAGAGUUACGACUUCGAUUGUUGUUGAUUCUAAUGGAUCGCAACUUGUCUCAGACGAUAAAUUGCAUUAAGUGAUCCGCUUGUUACGGAUUCGAUAAGUCCUAUCAACCGGAUACAACAUACGGAUAGCAUCAAUAAAACCCACUUAAAAUGCAAAAUAUUGUUGCAGAGACGUUCUUCGAGACGACAAUAAAAAGACUCGCGCCGAGGCACAGUGCCGAUGAUUAAAAGCCAGCUCCUAGCGAAAAUAAGUUUCGAAAUAUGAAUUUAAUACAUUUUUACGCCGUAGAUAGUCGAGAAUCAUAAAAAUGAAUUCAUCGUAUCUUUGGGGAGAGGAUGAAGAAUGGGGAGCACGGUAUUACUUUACGUACUAUAGCCAAUUCGGGAGUCGUAAAAAUGUCAGUACCGUUGAGGUGGUGAUAUUGGCUGUUAGCUUCAUCUUGUCUGUUGGCGGUAAUUUAGGAAUGGCUGGAUGUAUAUUGAGCUGCAAGGAAUUGUGUACACCGACGAACAUGUGCCUAGUAAACUUAGCCGCCGCGGAUCUUUUAUUUACCGCUGGUAUUCCAGCGAUUGCUUACACCAGGUUGACGCAAUCUUGGCGUCUUGGGGAAACGAUUUGCCGAUUACUACCUUACACUCAAUUUGUCUGCGGGUUCGUACUUCUAUGGACGUUAACGUUUAUUUCGAUGGACAGACAUCGAUGUUUGGCAGUAGCACCUUAUAGAAGUGCCUUAACAAAAGUCAAGGUUCUAACGGCCAGUCUUGCUACUUGGAUAAUUGCGGCUGUCGCUUUUCUGCCGAUCGCAUUUUGGUUCAGACAAAAGAACCUAACAAAUGAUACGACAAUCUGCACCUUAAUUUUCCCGCGAAGCGAAAUCAUGGAUGUUUCGUUAAGCUACAUGGUACCGAUCAUCAUCUUGGCUUGCAUUCUACCGAUGAUCCUUCUGGUUUAUCAUUAUCAACGUAUCUUUCAAAAAAUUCUUGAUUCACGAAGCAGAUGGGCAGUUUCUUGCGUUGCACAAGGGUUGAAGAGUAGCGCAACAAGUAGAAGAGAUUCUGAACUGUCGGUGGUAGGAACUUUGUUACCUUGGACAGGCAGGAAACACUCAUGUACGUCGAUAACAGGCCGGAAAGGGCGUACUGGUAGUCUUUCUCAACAUGAAGAAAUACGACUGCAUAAACAUUUGCGAGUCGUACGAAUAUUGCUACUAAAUGUGGUGGCUGUACUCGUGAUGUGGUUACCCAUCACUAUCGUAAUGCUGUUAAUUUAUGUGGACGGCAGAAGGUCCACCGAAGAUACAAAUUUUUUCUUGAGAUCGCAUCACUUCGUUUGGACCGUGACCGUUGCUCAAUUGAAUACUAUUGUCAACCCCCUACUGUAUGGUGUUCUCUCCGAAAACUUUCGGAUCCGUUUUGCAAGAGUAUGGAAACGUGGAAUCGACAACAAUUCUAAAAGCUUAGAACAAGUAGCAAUCAAGAGAAGCCCAAAACCAUUGGCAGUAUUUCGGACUCCACUUGGAGGGAUUAAAACUCCGAAUAAAUUGAAAGACUCAAAUAAACGCUCACAGAAGAAUUCGACUUGCAGUAUAGGUAGCAUCGUUGAAGUACCUAAUUCAGAAAAAUGAUAACGUAUGAAUGAACGAAAUAAAUAUAAAAGUCUACCAUUGAAAAAUAGAAUCGUACAAAAUGCAUUUGUACUUUAUUUAGAAUUAUUGUUUUAAUUUAUCGAUAUUUACCUAAUUAAAUAGUAGAAUAUAAAC
Messenger RNA from Megachile rotundata (alfalfa leafcutting bee), 2745 nucleotides. Its product is annotated as free fatty acid receptor 4-like. Gene Ontology annotation, biological process: G protein-coupled receptor signaling pathway. NCBI's taxonomy places the organism in Eukaryota, Metazoa, Arthropoda, Insecta, Hymenoptera, Megachilidae. Gene Ontology annotation, molecular function: G protein-coupled receptor activity. Gene Ontology annotation, cellular component: plasma membrane. The record is from RefSeq and is a predicted model, not a curated record.